This is a messenger RNA of Dentiscutata erythropus, 138 nucleotides long. Lineage: Eukaryota; Fungi; Glomeromycota; Glomeromycetes; Diversisporales; Gigasporaceae. The record is from the annotation of a GenBank genome assembly.
AGGAAGGUGUAUAUGAGCUUGUAUAAUGUGGGAUGCAAUAUUUGUAAAGAGGUUGCUAGAUUAAGAAUCAUAGAAGGAAGGUUUAAUUGUACAAAGAGAGUUUUAUCAUCACGUGAAUUUGCUCUUACCAAUUAUUAA